AUGUCGCCAAUCACAGCGCGUCCACUCUCAGUUCAGGACUUUCCCCCAGAAAUAUUCAAUGUCGUCCUCGACUGUCUCGAUACACCCACCCUCAAAUCAUCCAGCUUAGUAUGCAAGACAUGGUGGUACAUAGCGCGCCCACAUCUCUACUCAAGUCUGAUCGUCCGCGGGCAAGAGCGCCUUCCCUCAUUUCAGAAUCUUCGAGACCAGCGUCCAUCGGAAGUCACGACAUACACUCGUCGUCUGGUCAUCGACUUCCUUAACCUCCGCAGGAAAACAUUCACCAACAUCGACACCAUUGCACGUCUGGUUGACGCAGUCCCCAUGAUGGAGAAGCUGGAGCUUCGCCAUCUAGCCCUCAACGGCCCCGAGCUCUUCACGCUCUCAUCCACAAAGCCCCCAGCACCAGCACCAGCAAGCGAUGCUCGACCCUUAUCCCGCCGUCCUCUGCGCAAACUCGGGCUCAAGACAUGUCAUUCCCGACUUACCUGUCCCAGCGUGGACCCUCUCAUCGGUCUGCUCGCGCUCUUCUCCAGCAUAGACGAUGCACGCCUCGACUUCGCCUCCCAGCCAGACAGCGAGUCCUCUCCAGGCCAGCGUUGGUCAGCCAUAAGCCCAGUCCCGAUGCUACGGAUACGGAGUCUCGCGCUGGCACGUUGGAACGACACCGCCGCGACCCUCGCGCGACUGGCCCCCCUGCUGCCCUCGGGUCACCUCCGCGCGCUGCGGUGCCCGGUGAGGGACGAAAAACACGCAGAAGUUCUCGGGCGCUUCUUGCGCCAGCACGGACCCGGCCUCGAGCACCUCAGCCUGCGGACCGAGCUCAGGCGACGGUCAACCUUUGGGUGCCCCUGUACCCGCCCGCGCGUCAGUCGUUCGGGAAUCGGAGCCGGUCCGGCUCUCCCUUCCGCAGCGAAGCUGACGAGGCACUACUCUCGCGCAGCCCUCGAAAUGCUCCCGCUCGACGCGUGCACCUGUCUGGUGUCCUUCGCGACCUACCUCCCGCGUCGCCCACCCCGCUCCAUGUUGUCUCACGGCGAGCAGUGGCUCACGUCCACGCGGCUCGCCGCGCUCGCCGCGCUCUUCCCGCGGCUCCCCUGGACGGUGCGCGAGGUGGAGGUGCACCUGACCGGGAUCGAGGAGGCGUGGCCGACGGACCGGUCGGGGGUGCGGACGGACUUUGCGCCGCUCGACGACGCGAUGGCCGUGGAUGGGCGCGCGUGGCGCGUCGUCGUUCGCGUACCGGUGGGACGUGCGCGCGUGGAGGAGAGUAGGGAGCUGUGGAGCGUGGAGGCGUUCGAGGCGCAGUUUCCGAAGUUGAGGGAUGAGGAAGCACUCGAGGUGAGACUCUAUGACCCCAGUGAUGUGUAG
Epithele typhae is the source of this 1371-nucleotide messenger RNA. RefSeq lists its product as uncharacterized. The record is from RefSeq and is a predicted model, not a curated record. The coding region runs from base 1 to 1371 and encodes 456 amino acids. NCBI's taxonomy places the organism in Eukaryota, Fungi, Basidiomycota, Agaricomycetes, Polyporales, Epitheliaceae. Gene Ontology annotation, molecular function: protein binding. The transcript has a single exon.